UCGCAGCUCUUUCCGUAUUGUAUUUGGUCAGUCGACAGUCAUUCACCUGGCGGGAAGGAAGUGGCACGUACGUCUAGGCUGCGUCUUUCAGUCUCCUAGUACUCUGUGAAGAAGAAAUGUAGAAAGAGGUGCUGAGAAUUAGAUAUACAGAAAUUGCCAAAGAAAAAAAAUAUAUAUAUAUAUGGGAAAAUAGGUGAGGAAAGAAAAAUAUAUAAACGUCAGCUAACAACACAACGAAACGUUGCUUUAGUACGAGAGUAAACGCAAAACGUUGCGAGCGAGGUACGAUCUUUCCAAUAUAAACCUAGCGACAGCCCAAACGACUUACUCAAAUUUUCUAUUUAAAUAAAAUGACGCAAACAUUUUGUAAGAAAACCGGAAGACAGUGACAAUGGAACCUUGAUCUGACUCCCCCCCCUUAUCCUACCCCACCUCCCCUCCCCCUUCACAGCAGACAUGAAACGCGCUUUGUGCCUCGCGUGGUUGCCUUUAGGAAGACCUGACGUCGAUGAUGUAAGCUCGGUGGUGUAAACGCGCAAGACAUCAACAAGAAACUCCGCCACGAGAACCUGGUGAACCUGAUCGAGUUCUUCCGCCGCAAACGCCGCCUUUACCUCGUCUUCGAGUACGUCGACCACACCAUCCUCGACGAGCUAGAAGCCACGGAGACCGGCUUGGAGGAGGAGACGGCGAGGGCGCAUAUCUUCCAGGUGCUGAGGGGCAUCGCCUUCUGUCAUCAGAACCAGAUCAUCCACCGAGACAUCAAACCCGAAAACGUCUUGGUGAGUCGUCUUGGAGUCGUCAAACUGUGUGACUUCGGCUUCGCUCGCCUCUUAGCCGGACCAGGCGAGCGUGCCCCGAUUCGUGGGAACGAGAUGGGACCGGCCCCGAUGCUGGGGUUUUUGGGUAAAAAUAUGGGAGGUAAGGGUGAGGCGGUGUAG
Messenger RNA from Penaeus monodon (black tiger shrimp), 941 nucleotides. Its product is annotated as cyclin-dependent kinase-like 2. Gene Ontology annotation, biological process: protein phosphorylation. Gene Ontology annotation, cellular component: nucleus. The record is from RefSeq and is a predicted model, not a curated record. Lineage: Eukaryota; Metazoa; Arthropoda; Malacostraca; Decapoda; Penaeidae. Gene Ontology annotation, molecular function: cyclin-dependent protein serine/threonine kinase activity; ATP binding.